GAGUCUUUGUCUGAAUGGGUACUCUUUAGGAAAACCCUCUGAGCCAGUUUUCAGAGGCAAGAAGUUUAUAUUUCAACAAAAUUUGGGUCUCUUUUAUUUGACACUGCGGUAGACUACUAAAUACAGGAGCUGAUGAGUAACCCUGUACUUUGUCAAGUGUUUCCUUUGGUCUCUGGUAGAAGUUCUUCUGGAUUCUGUAAUGGCACAACCAAAUUGGCCAGAGCUUCUAGGUGAUCCUAAUGUCCUCAAUCAAGAUUCAAAGAUACCAGCACCUUCUAGGCAAGAGAAAGUAGUCAAUACUCAGGUGGAUCUAUCAAAGGAGCAUUUUACUGCUAAGAGCUCAGUGACAUCUAAGCAACGAAUGCGUUGGACACCAGAACUUCAUGAAGCAUUUGUGGAUGCUAUCAAUCAGCUAGGUGGUAUUGAACGAGCCACACCUAAAGCUGUAUUGAAGCUCAUCAAUAGCCCAGGGCUCACCAUUCACCAUGCCAAAAGCCAUUUGCAGCUCAUCUCAUUUGUGAGCUGUCUUUAUAUUGUUGAGAGGAAUUAA
This is a messenger RNA of Eruca vesicaria subsp. sativa (arugula), 550 nucleotides long. NCBI's taxonomy places the organism in Eukaryota, Viridiplantae, Streptophyta, Magnoliopsida, Brassicales, Brassicaceae. The record is from the annotation of a GenBank genome assembly.